Lithohypha guttulata is the source of this 369-nucleotide messenger RNA. RefSeq lists its product as uncharacterized. NCBI's taxonomy places the organism in Eukaryota, Fungi, Ascomycota, Eurotiomycetes, Chaetothyriales, Trichomeriaceae. The record is from RefSeq and is a predicted model, not a curated record. The transcript has a single exon. Bases 1 to 369 code for a protein of 122 amino acids.
AUGGCCGACCAAGACAAGUCAAACCUCGACGCCAAGCAGCCAGGCACAGUCGGCCGUGAGUUCGAAGCUGAUGGCAAGAUUGGUCAAGUCGGAGAGAAGGUUGGAGGACCAUUCUCCUCGCAGGGCUCAGUAGGCUCUCAAUUCACAAAAGAGGGCGCUAUCGGUGGCAAGGCACAAGAAGCCGCUGAGGACAAGAGCGUAUUCCACAAGGAUGGCGCUGUAGGCAAGGAGUUCCAGCCAGACGGCAAGAUUGGUUCGAUCGGUGAAGCUGUCGGUGGUCCAUUCAGCAGCCAGGGAGCUAUUGGCAAGCAGUUCACCGACAAGGGAUCUGUUGGUGGCACGAUCCAGGACCAGGUCAACAAGAAGUAA